AUGUGGAAACCUGUCGCGGAGUCUCUUAUCGGGUUCGCGGACCUGACCGGCCUCCAUGCCUACAACGGUCUAACUGCAAUUGCCCGCACUUCCUCAAACAUGGAGGACUUUUACACUCAUAUUGAGGGGAUCUCUCGCGAAUCGUCGCACGUGGAGAUAUUCUACGUUGGAACCAACGGCAACUUCAAUCCACUCCGACAACACCAAUUCCGCUCUGGCAUGACGGUUCUCGCGCGAAGCAACUUCCGCAAGAACAUCUUCUACAUUGGAAACGAUAACAGGGUGUACCAGGGCUACUGGAAAGUUGAACAGCCCACAAUCUGGAGGUUCGAGAAGCUGUCGGACUUUACUGCUGCCCCGGGAUCAUUGAAGGUCGUCUCCAUGAACAGCUAG
Messenger RNA from Trichoderma aggressivum f. europaeum, 393 nucleotides. RefSeq lists its product as uncharacterized. The transcript has 3 exons. Lineage: Eukaryota; Fungi; Ascomycota; Sordariomycetes; Hypocreales; Hypocreaceae. The coding region runs from base 1 to 393 and encodes 130 amino acids. The record is from RefSeq and is a predicted model, not a curated record.